Messenger RNA from Hyla sarda, 501 nucleotides. Its product is annotated as histone H2B type 3-B-like. Lineage: Eukaryota; Metazoa; Chordata; Amphibia; Anura; Hylidae. Gene Ontology annotation, molecular function: protein heterodimerization activity. The transcript is spliced from 3 exons. The record is from RefSeq and is a predicted model, not a curated record. Bases 151 to 453 code for a protein of 100 amino acids.
CCUCCCCUCCCCGAGUGCUCGUCUGCUGGGAGUGUCCACAGGUGAUGGGUCUAUGGGACCCACCUGAGAUCCGGCCAUAUAACACCCAGCAGGCUGCACUGGGCACUACCUGUGCUGGAAGCCUGUUUAGUAGACUCUGAAUAACCCAGUAUGAAGUUCUCUCCUGCAUCACUGAACAAAAUGGAAGCCGGGAGCCAGAGAUCUGCGGAGAAGAAAGGCCGAGGAAAGUCCAAGAACUACUCCAGGUUCAUCUACAAGGUUUUAAAGCAGGGCCCUCAGGAGCAGAGCGUCUGUCUGUCCAAGGAAUCCGACCUGAUCUUCUCCAUAGUGUCUGAAGCCGCCAGGCUGUCCUUGUAUAAUAAGAGGAGAACCAUCACCAGGCGGGAGGUGGAGUCUGCAGUGCAGAACAUCACAACCUCGGGGCGCUCCACACACUCUGCAGCCACAGAAUGAAAAAUGUGUGUGUGUCAUGGGGUUUUAAAUGUUAAAUUAUUAUGCAAA